Molecule: messenger RNA, 1063 nt
Organism: Eublepharis macularius
Lineage: Eukaryota; Metazoa; Chordata; Lepidosauria; Squamata; Eublepharidae
Gene: MRPL19
Product: mitochondrial ribosomal protein L19
Exons: 7
Coding region: 1-957 (318 amino acids)
Biological process (GO): translation
Cellular component (GO): mitochondrial large ribosomal subunit; ribosome
Molecular function (GO): structural constituent of ribosome
Source: RefSeq, a predicted model, not a curated record
AUGACGAAAGUGCCCAACCUCUCCUCCCAAACCACAAGCCUGCGUUCGAUUAAGUUUGACUCUUCCGGGCCACCGUGCCGAGAAGAGCAUUUCACGCAUGUGUACUUGCUGUUGAAGAAGCGGCUGCCCUUCAUUGUCAUGGCGGCUUCCUGCAGGAAGGUCUGGGAAAUGCGAGGCGCCUGCCGUAGGUUCUUUUCUGUCUCCGGCUUUCUCAACUGUAAAGAUGGACAACCGGCAAAAUUUAAGCCGCCUCCAAAGCCGGUCAUUAUUGAUGAAACAAAACCUCUUGCAGCAGAAAGACGGUUCUUAAGUCCUGAAUUUAUUCCUCCCCGAGAAAGAACACAUCCUUUUAAAUUCUACCUUGAAAGAAGAGAUAUGAUACAGAGGAGGAAAGUUCUGAACAUUCCCGAGUUCUAUGUUGGGAGCAUCCUUUCCGUUACUACAGCAGAUCCCUAUGCCAGUGGAAAGAGGAGCACUUUCGUAGGCCUCUGCAUUCAGCGCUCAGGAAAAGGGCUCGGCGCAACCUUCAUAUUACGGAACAUAAUAGAAGGACAAGGAGUUGAAGUGUGCUUUGAACUAUACAGUCCUCUAGUCCAAGAGAUCAAGCUUCUGAAGCUGGAGAAGAGAUUGGAUGACAACCUGAUGUAUUUACGAGAUGCCCUUCCUGAAUAUAGCACCGUUGACGUUAACAUGAUGCCUGUGCCGAUCCCAGCUGAUGAGGUUCCUGUCAACAAGAUGAAGGUCAAAAUGAAACCUAGACCUUGGUCCAAACACUGGGAACAUCCAAAAUUUAACAUCCAGGGCAUCAACUUUGACUUCUUUCUUACCGACGAAGACAAAAAGAAAGUGGAAGAAUGGAGUAUGCCUUGGAGAGAAUUUGAUAUGAUGAUAGAAUAUGAUACAUCAAAAAUUGAGAAGGAAAUCUGGGAAGAAGUGAACGCCGAACUAAAAAAAUAAGUUACAGAAAUCACGGGGGACUUUAUCCAGAAAGAUCGAUUCCAUCCAUUUUAGUAUACUGUUUAUUUGAUGUAGGCCUCUUAAAUAAAUAUGCACAUGAAAUUUA